Messenger RNA from Spinacia oleracea (spinach), 1745 nucleotides. RefSeq lists its product as uncharacterized. NCBI's taxonomy places the organism in Eukaryota, Viridiplantae, Streptophyta, Magnoliopsida, Caryophyllales, Amaranthaceae. The coding region runs from base 504 to 1595 and encodes 363 amino acids. The transcript is spliced from 5 exons. The record is from RefSeq and is a predicted model, not a curated record.
ACUGACGUGGUGACACGUGUUCUUUCAGUGGGUUCCAUCCCUUUCCCUGUUUCUACCAAUCCUUGUCCUAGCAGUUUUCUUUCCUCGGCCACCAGAUUUUCCUUCUCCUACUUGAAACCGACUUCAAUCCCCUUCUCCUACUUGUGUGUUUUUGAAUUUUUUCUGGAUUCAAUCAAAUUUUCUGGGUUAAAUCCGCAUUUCUUCAAUUUUUACUUAGGUUAGAAUAUUUGGUAAAAAUAAAAUAAAAUUGUGGGUUCUUUCAAAUACAUUGAAAUUGAAUCUGGGUGUGUUCAGCAUUGUUAUUAUAAGAUAAGAUUUUCUGGGUUCAAUCCAAAUUAAUUCAUCAAUUUGGAUUUAAUUUGGAUUGUAGUUGAGAUUUUGGGUGAAAUUUUGGCAUGAUAUAUUACAAGAUUAAAUGUUUUUGGGGUUAAAUCCAAAUUAAUCGAUUAUUUUUUGUGGGUAUAAAUUUCUUGGUGAAAUUAUUUUCUGGGGUUGUUUAAAAGAUGGUGGCAGUGAAAGUGAAAUUGAAAUUGGGAGUGUUACAUUAUGUAUUAGACCAUGUAUAUGGUGCAUUUGUACACAGAACAAGAAUAAGCCCACCAUUUUUUUCCAGAGGUUGGGGUGGGACAAAACUUGAUCUGCUAGAAAGAGUAAUUAAGCAACUUUUCCCUCAAGUUGAAGGCCAGAAUUGGCCACCGAAGUUGAUUCAACCGGUUUGGAAAACGGUUUGGGAGACGAAAACAACAAAAUUGAGAGAAGGGGUUUUUAAAACUCCUUGUGAUGAUCAGCUUUUGAGUGCAUUGCCCCCCGAGAGUCACAUUGCUAGGGUUGCUUUUCUCACUCCUAAAUUGUACAAUCCUGAGAAGAUGGCCUGUGUGGUUCAUCUUGCAGGCACUGGGGACCACACUUUUGAACGGAGGUUGCGUUUAGGUGGACCACUCCUGAAGGAAAAUAUAGCAACUAUGGUUCUUGAGAGCCCUUUCUAUGGACAGAGGCGUCCUCUGCUUCAAUAUGGUUCAAAACUUCGUUGUGUGAGUGACUUGUUGUUAUUAGGAAGGGCAACUAUAGACGAAGCUCGGUCUCUUUUACACUGGUUAGAUGAAGAAGGGUUUGGCAAGCUUGGUGUUUGUGGACUUAGCAUGGGUGGAGUGCAUGCUUCAAUGGUUGGCUCUUUGCACCCUACGCCAAUAGCGACCCUCCCGUUCCUCUCCCCUCAUUCUGCUGUUGUAGCAUUUUGUGAAGGUGUUCUGAAGCAUGCGACUGCAUGGGACACGUUGAGAGCUGAACUUGAAGCACAACAGGUUACAUUGACACAAGAAGAUGUCAGGCAAAGGAUGAGAGAGGUGCUGUCUCUCACAGAUGUUACCCGGUUUCCAAUUCCAAAAAAUCCUAACUCAGUAAUAUUUGUUGCUGCUACUGAUGAUGGAUAUAUACCAAAUCACUCAGUGCUGGAGCUACAGAAAGCUUGGCCAGGAUCAGAAGUGAGAUGGGUUAACGGCGGGCACGUAUCAUCUUUUAUUCUUCACAAUGGUGAGUUCCGCAGGGCUAUUGUUGACGGACUUGACAGAUUAAACUGGAAGGAAUCUCCCUUGUGAUGGCAGCAAUUGUGUUUACGGAUAUGUUAACUUGUAAAUUUUAUUGUUUCUGAUUUUCUAAUGUUUUUCUAUUGGAAAGGAGAAAUCGGAAGAAAAUAGGACGAUCCUUUUUAGAAGAAAUAAAUUGGGGUGUCCACUUUAUUUAUCCAA